UCUAUUCACAAACAAACGAGUCUCGCUUUAAAUCGUUUAUCGAGUGACUUAUAAAUCGUGACGAUUUAAAAUCGACUGGUUGCUCAGAAACUGUGAGUGAUCCACAAAUCUUUGCCCAGAACAUAUAGCAAACGAGGAUCGCAUCGAUAAAUGUCUCCAAGUUUGUUUCGAUCGUUUUAAUCAAGAUAACCAAGACGUUCUCGUGAUGAUUGCCACAUUUCCGUACAGAUUCACUCAGAAACAAUUUGUUGACGUGUUCAAAUCUUCACUCAGUCUGAAAGACACACAGAAUGGCCUGAGCUGUCUAAAGCAUAGCAGCCUCCUUUGCUAUGAGCGACUGACUGGUCAUUAUUCUCUACAUCCAUUCAUAAGAAAUUUUUUCGCAGAGAAACCCAACCACUCAAAUGCCAAAUCAGUUUUCAUUCGUCACUAUAGCAAGUAAGCUGAAGAACUCUGUGUGAAAUUUUGGAGUAGUGAUUCCAAGUCUGCAAUUGAUCGCGACUGGGUUGAAAAAACAAACAUCCGAGAGGCCAUGGAUUGGUGUGGAAAUGAUCAUCUCGAGCUCCGCCAAACGGUCAGGGAAGAGUACAUAGGCGCUUUCAACAAGGCAGCCAUCUUUCUCGCCAAGAUGAUGAGAAAGCAAGAGUUUGAAUCGCUUUUCUGCAAGCUUGCGAAACGAUGUCCGAACGACAUGCUCCACAGCGCUUGCUUGACACAUAUCGGAAUGAAAAUAGUCUUGAGCUGCACUUGCACACCCCAAAUCUGUCCAUCUGCGUUGUAUCGGGCCAAGAGCUUUUUGUUACGUGCAUUGAAAACUCAGUCGGGGCUAACGAAUGGGAAUGCGGCCAUUCGUUCACAGUGCUUGAGUAAACUAGGAUUCUGUUGUGUUCGUGAAGGACGGUUGUAUGAGGGAUUUGAGUAUCUCAACAAAGCGGUCAAAAUUCAACGGGAAAGAGCAAAGAUAUCGGGAAAGAUCGAAGCCAAAAUCAUAUUGGCAGCUUGUCACAACGAUUUUGCCGCCUCUCUAAUGGUGCAAAGCAAACACCUGCUUGCUAUCGAAAUAAGACUCCGCCAUGUGCUUCCUGUUUAUGAAAAGAACCUCGGGAACCACCCUUUUACGGCUACAAUACUUAACUGUAUUGGAAACAGUUAUCAUGCUUUAGGUGACUACGACAACGCCAUCAAAUAUGUCAUUCAGUUAGUUAAAAUCCGAAAGCAGCUUUUGGGGCACCAUCAGGAGACUGCGAGAUCCCUCUAUGAUUUAGGUGUGGCUUACAGUGAAAAGAACGAUUUCGAAAGAGCUCUUGAAUACCUUAAAGAGGCAGCUAAUUUACAACUGGAAGUAUUAGAUACAUACGACGAGCUUAUUCACACUCACCAAACCAUGUCAAUUGUUCUUCGUUGUCUUGGAAGAAACGAGGAAGCAGAAGAAGAAAUGACACGGGCAGAGGAGAGCGCAAAAAAAUUGGAUUCGUGGGAAGCUCCUAUGGAAAUGCUCAGGACCCAAGAACUAGAAUUUGACUGGAACCAUUUUUAGACGACUCCCAGAGGAAUUCACACUUCGAGAGUCCCUCCUUAACCACAGCUGAUGAACAAAAAUGAUUAAUGCAAUUCAUAAAAAGCACAAAGUGAUCGUUCUUUCAUGGUAGCUGCACCUAAGCUUUGAAAUGUGUUGCCUCCUUUAAUCAGAAGCUCCACAAGCACUGUAGAUAUAUUUAAGAAAUUACUUAAGAUCUUAUGAUAGCUAGCUCAAAGUAAUCAAUAAUUUUCGUAAUUAGUAAUGUAUGCUAUUAGCUACAUGAUACACCUGCAGGGGUUAAAACUUACUUU
This is a messenger RNA of Stylophora pistillata, 1830 nucleotides long. RefSeq lists its product as uncharacterized. NCBI's taxonomy places the organism in Eukaryota, Metazoa, Cnidaria, Anthozoa, Scleractinia, Pocilloporidae. The record is from RefSeq and is a predicted model, not a curated record. Gene Ontology annotation, molecular function: protein binding.